This is a messenger RNA of Naegleria gruberi, 2004 nucleotides long. RefSeq lists its product as uncharacterized. Lineage: Eukaryota; Heterolobosea; Eutetramitea; Acrasida; Naegleriidae. Bases 1 to 2004 code for a protein of 667 amino acids. The transcript has a single exon. The record is from RefSeq and is a predicted model, not a curated record.
AUGAUGGAUGAUUCUUUGGAUAACGAAAAUGAAAAUAAUAAUCAACAACAACAUGAUGGAAAGCGUGAGAAAAAGCAUCCGAUCAAUUUUGAAUAUCAGGCUCAUGUCAUGAUGAAGAAUUCUAGAGUGGGACAUCCUUAUGAUUUGGUUAGUAAGGAACAAUUGGAGAAUUGUUUGGAGACGAUGAAGAAAUUACAUAAACAUCGAUACUUGUUGAAGAGUCCCGAGUUGAAGGAUUUGUUUGAGGCUGGCUCAGCCUUGUUUAAUCCAUUGACGGAAGAGGAAAAGAUAGAAAGAAGGAGACAGAGAAGAAAACAAGCAAAGGAAGGUAGAAAGAGUCAUGAUGAGACAAUUUUAAAUAAUACAGAAAUGAAAAAGAGAAAAAUUAAUGAAAUUUCCAUUAUUAAAGAACAGUUGGAGGAAAGGAAAGCUUUGGAAUGUUCGAAUUUGGAUCAAGCAGAAACAUCACUUGUGAAAAUGGGUAUUGAAACGGAUGAAAUGAAGAAAAAGAAGAGAAAACACAUGAUGCCUGAUAUUGGAUUAAAAAGGAUUAAAAAGCAAGAUGUACUCAAAUUGUCCAAUUCUGUGGAUGAGGAUGAUGAGGAUGUGACUAUUGAAUCAAUUACUGAUGAUUCCAACCAGACUGCAUCCAGCAGUAGUGCUUCUUCAUCUCAUGUCGACAGCAACUCAAUGCAAGAUGAAGAAAACAAGGCAACAACGGUUCCAACAAUUCUCUUUUCACAAAGACAAUGCUAUAUGUGCAAACAAAUGUUUGAUAAGGUUCAUUUCUUUUAUCACAAAAUGUGUACUCAGUGUGGAGAGUUCAACUAUGAAAAGAGAAAUGCAACUUGUGACUUGUCAGGUCGUGUUGCUCUUGUGACUGGUGGCAGAGUUAAAAUUGGUUAUGAAAGUAGUUUGAAACUUCUCAGAAAUAACAUUUCUAUGGUCAUUGUAACAACUCGUUUCCCAAAGGAUGCUGCUAAAAGAUAUACAGCUGAACCAGAUUUUGAUCAAUGGAAAGAUAAGCUUCAAAUUUAUGGAUUGGACAUGAAACACAUUCCAAGUGUUUAUGCAUUUUGUGAUUUUUUGAAACAAAAGCUUGAUAGAUUGGACAUUAUUAUUAACAAUGCCUGUCAAACCAUUAGAAGGCCAUGUGCAUACUAUAGACAUGUCUGCCUCGAUGAAAUGACAGUCAGUUUGGAGGAUUUGAGCGAGAAUGUAAAGAAAAUACUACCAACAGACUUUUUCAUGAAACCAGAAAUGAUAGAACAUACAGAUUCAGGUAUCAAGACUCUCAUUUCUCCAACAAGUGAUGAACUUAUCGAGCAUGCAUCCAAUAAUCCAACAAGUAAUCAAAUUGUACCAUACAGUGUAGAUUCUUUGAGGGCUCUCACUGAUUCCUGUAAUGUUAGUACAAGUGCACUCAUUUCUCAAAUUCCAAUCUUGAAAGAGGAUCAGCUUUAUGACAGUAAUUUAUUCCCACAUAAGGUUCUCGAUGUAAAUAAGAGUCAAGUAGAUUUGAGACAAAAGAAUUCAUGGGUUCAAAAAUUGGAUCAGGUUCCAAUUUUCGAAUUUUUAGAAGUGCAAACCAUCAAUGUGACUGCGCCAUUCAUUAUCAACUCUCGUUUGAAACCACUGAUGGCCAAAAUGGUCGAUCAAGACAAGUUUAUCAUUAAUGUUAGCAGUAUGGAAGGUCAGUUUUAUAGAAAAACGAAAAAAACAACCCAUCCACACUUGAAUAUGGCAAAGAGUUCUUUAAAUAUGAUGACAAGAACAAGUGCCGCCGACUAUGCCAAGAGCAGAAUCUACAUGGUCUCAGUCGACACUGGAUGGAACAAUGAUGAAAAUCCAUUGAAUAUCAACAAUGUUAAGGAGACUUACUUUUGUCCACUGGACGAAAUUGAUGGCGCUGCAAGAAUCAUGCAUCCAAUUUUUACAUGCAUUAAGGAGGGAAAGAAAAUAUUUGGAGUUUUCAUGAAGAAUUAUGAUUCAUACUAUUGGUAA